AUGGGUCAUCAAACAUGCAUUGUGCAACUCCCUAACUCUCAAUUGUUUUGCUUUAGCAGCUAUUCUUCUAAUUCUGGUUGUGCAUAUAUUUUUGAUCUUAAAAUUGGAGAUCUGCAAAGAACUUUACCUUAUACAACCCCACACACCCACUCAGGAGGAAUUUAUUAUAACAAUGCUGUCUAUGUUUUCGGUGGGAAAAUAAAUUACUCAACGCAAGAGUGCUGCACUGUGCAAAAUUCAAUUUAA
This is a messenger RNA of Blepharisma stoltei, 246 nucleotides long. The record is from the annotation of a GenBank genome assembly. NCBI's taxonomy places the organism in Eukaryota, Ciliophora, Heterotrichea, Heterotrichida, Blepharismidae.